GCUAGCUUCUCCCUCUCCGCUGCUGUUGAAUCAGUAAACGGCAGAAAGCAGGAGGUCUGAGUCGAUACGAGUGUUGUGUUGUUUGAUAAAUUAUCCCACUGCCGCAAAAAUGAUUUCACUCACGGAUUCACAAAAAAUUGGGAUGGGGCUGACGGGGUUCAGUGUGUUUUUCCUCUUCUUUGGGAUGAUGCUGUUUUUUGAUAAAGCUCUGCUCGCCAUUGGAAAUAUCCUGUUCGUGUCAGGCCUGUCCUUCGUCAUCGGCCUGGAGCGAACGUUCAGAUUCUUCUUCCAGAGGCACAAAGUCAAAGCCACCAGCUUCUUCCUGGGAGGAGUGUUCGUGGUUCUGAUCGGCUGGCCGAUCAUCGGCGUCGUUCUGGAGAUCUACGGUUUCUUCCUCUUAUUCAGAGGGUUCUUCCCGGUGGCAGUGGGCUUCAUCAGAAGAAUACCAGUGCUGGGGUCUUUGCUCAGUUUACCCGGGAUCAGUACACUGGUGGAUAAAAUCGGUGAGAGCAACACGAUGGUAUAACAGCAGACCGUUGCUGUAUCAGAAGAGAGUUCCAGUAUUUAUCCUAGUUCCUAAUAGUGACUGUAUGUAUUGGUCAAUGCCACUGCAGAGCUAUGAAUCCAAACAAACUACCUGUGGACAUUUGACUGACACCCAGUUUUGUAUCUGACCGCCAAGAGAUUUUUGUAAUUUUAAAAGCUGGAAGCAGGUCUCCCUUUUUGUAUCAUUCCUGUCUGAUAUUUAUGGACUGAUAAGUUGGGACCACUGGAUUAACUCCGCGGAGCGUCAGGAGCUCUUUGCAGCAUCCUCUUCGUCAGAUUGUGUGCCUGAACACUGAAAGCUUUUUUAUGAGUCCCUCAAUGACGUGUAACUGGAAUUUUGUACAUUCAGAAUAAUGUUGAGCUAAAGAAACCUAAACUGAUGUGAAAAAGGGUUUAAGAUGCUUGUUAUGGAAAUGUUUUACUGUAACUUUUGUAAAAUGUUUUGGAAUAAAGUGUGUCUUUUUAUAAA
This is a messenger RNA of Plectropomus leopardus (leopard coralgrouper), 1015 nucleotides long. RefSeq names its product golgi transport 1Bb (gene golt1bb). NCBI's taxonomy places the organism in Eukaryota, Metazoa, Chordata, Actinopteri, Perciformes, Serranidae. The record is from RefSeq and is a predicted model, not a curated record. Gene Ontology annotation, cellular component: endoplasmic reticulum; membrane. Gene Ontology annotation, biological process: endoplasmic reticulum to Golgi vesicle-mediated transport; retrograde transport, endosome to Golgi.